Molecule: messenger RNA, 1186 nt
Organism: Fusarium redolens
Lineage: Eukaryota; Fungi; Ascomycota; Sordariomycetes; Hypocreales; Nectriaceae
Product: ubiquitin-related domain-containing protein
Exons: 2
Coding region: 149-934 (261 amino acids)
Source: RefSeq, a predicted model, not a curated record
CUCAAAUAAUCGCAAAAUCCGCAACGAAUCGCAUUGCUAGCGAACGAACCACUCGUUUACACCUCUUCUCCUCUCGCGUUCUUCCCUUUCUUGCGUGGCGUGACUUCAGAUCACAUCCUUACCGCGCCUCCAUCACCCUUCACCCAGUAUGUCGGCUCCAGCGGACUCCACCAUGAGUGGUGGUCAGGCUGCGCCAGUUGAAACUUCACGGCUUGAACAGCCUAACGAUGCGGUAGCCAUGGAAAACAUUGCCCAGCCCUCCGAGCAGACACCUGCCGAUCACGCCCCCGAAGCCGCCGAUAAAACCUUUGCAGCUGAACCAGCACCGUCUACAGCUGUGCCAACUACAUCCGAGAACAUCGAUAACUCAGAAGCCACUGCAGCAGCCUCAUCGAAGGGAAAGGAGAAGGAUACAGCUCCUCCUCCACCGCCAACUAAGCAAGACUCAAAUCUGGGCAUUGGACCUGCUGUGGAUGACAUUAGAGAAAUUUCAGGGGGGUCUUCCGACGGACCCGUUUGCAACAUUACCCUUCUCCUUACUUCAGGAAGCCGACAUCCGUACAAGAUUGAUGCCAAGUACUUGAGUCGGAGGAGCGUGGAUAUCCCAGACCAGACGGAGAGUGGCCUCCCGGAUCCCUUCAGCAUCAGCGUUUACACCCUCAAGGAAUUAAUAUUGCGCGAAUGGCGCAGUGAUUGGGAGGCAAAACCAGCAAGUCCCAGCAGCAUUAGACUCAUUCACUUCGGAAAGCUUUUGGACGAUAAGGAGCAAUUGAAAAAGUAUCAACUUUCAACCGAGAGCCCCAAUGUUGUACAUAUGAGCAUUCGGCCACAGGAUCUUGAUGAGGAAGAACCCAAGGCGGGAAAUAAGAACCUUUCAUCGAGCGGUGGUGAUGGCCAACGUUCGCGGGACAGCAAUUGCUGUAUCAUUUUAUAAGUGAAGGCUACUUUUUUGACUACAGGCAACUUCCAGACUGACUGUGCUCAACGCAUGCUCUCAUGAGAAGAACUAAGUCCAAAGACUCUCAUGCACUCAACGUUUUGAGUCGGCGGGGUCUUUUUAGCCACCGUAGUCUUCACUUUAGUUGAUGAGCAUUCGGGUGACACUCAUUCAUUCCUUAUAAUCUUUCCUUGGUUUAUUGUAUUUAUCAGCAGAAUCGUAUGGCGAUUCUGCUGUGGGAGACGGGGA